CUGAUGCCAAGAUCUUGGUGGAGAGCAACUCAUUCUAAUGGAAGUUGAGUUGGCGACAGAAGAUUGGCGUUGGAAACAAAACAAGGAAUCAUUGGAUUAUGAUUUGAUGAACUUCUCAGAGGACAGUGUUGAUGCUAAAUUGAUGGUUCUGCAGCUUUGGAAUGGUAGGCUUUGUUUCUUUUCUGAGGGGGAGAGGAGAGAUAGGAGUUUCACCUACCAAACCAAGCUAAUUUCAUUAACCUGAUAAUGAGUAGCUCAACUAAAAGAACUUCCUAAAUUAGCAAUAUGUUCCAAGCUAAAUGUUGAAUUGUCCUUAACCUAAUCAAAGUUAGAUUAUCUUUGACCAAUGCUAUCUUAUAGAUGGGUUAAUAAGGCUUUGUGUUUAAGAUAAAACAAUGCACAAAUUAGCACUUGGAUUCUCAGACUAACUCAUCUACAAAAUGAUCUCAAUCUGAAAAAUACACAAACUAAUACAACAUAACAUAAUAAUAAAUAUAACAAAAAUUAUUUCUGAUAGUUGUGAGGAAGAAAAAGUAAAUGCAUCUACACUUGAAGGACAAAUAAAUGAAGUUGAUUUGUUCAUCAGUGGAGCAAAAGUUAACAGUAUUCUACAGUGGAAGAAAGUCACCACUUUUGACAAAUGUGCCAUGCUGCAAAAUGAGAACUCUUAGCAUAUUGGUGUUCUUCUGGGGGGGAAACAAUCAGAGACUUUGAAAGAUGAACACAUACUCCUCCUCUUAGAGGAUGUGUUGACACUGAUAAUUAUAAAUACAAGAACAAACUUGCUGAUGAACAACAAAUACUUCUCAAGAACAAAGAUAUUGCUUUUCUUUCAAUUUCAGAAAUAAAUUUGGGUGUCAUCACUUAAUUAUUACUUCUAAAUUUCAGUGAAUUAUGUGGCACAGUUGGUAGAAUGAAUGAUGUCAAGAAAGCGAUUUGACCACCAUAAAAGCUUUAGGGGUUGUAUGUUUGACCAGAGUGUGAGAAAUAUUUCUCUCGUGUUGCUGCAUUGCCACCAUGUCAAUUCGGCAACAUCAAGUGCGCACCGAGCAGUGCUCUUAGUACUCGUGGCACUGUCCAUAACACUGUUCUAAGUGAUUCCAACAAGAGAUUAAGCAGAUUUCCAUGAGCUCCGGUGACUCCCAUGUUUAUCAUGCUUCAGAUUGUUUUGCAUUAUGUUGCAUGAAUCACUCCUAAGAUUAGCAGACAAAGGGCAAACACUGACCUAACAUCCCCCACUCAUGCUUGAUGCAUGUGCUGUGAUUGUUCUCUAGCAACACUCUCUCUUCUUCCUACAGUAUAAAGAAGGAUGAUGAGAUAUAUAUAGGACAGUAUACAUGCCCCAAAUCACUAGGCGAGGUUUCCUUUCUGCAUCUCCUUUGGCCUCCCUUUCGAUGCUUCCUUCUUCUCUUUCUCACAUAUGGGCACAGCACCUCGUGGCUCCAUUCCCUGUAAUGGCAAUCAUGAUGAUGAUGACUGCAACCAUCUUCCGCCCAAAUCCCUCUCCCUUCACUACCAUAGCCAUCCCUGUCUUCACCACCAGUGCGUCACCACCAUUAGAGCUCACGCUUGCUACGUCGCUGCCCUCGCUGUUCAUGGGACGUCCGUCUACAGCGGCGGCUCCGACCAAGAGAUCAGAGUCUGGCCAUCUGUUCUUUUAGACUCGUCGUCCACAGCGAGGACUGAUCAUCCUGCGAGCUUCACUGUGGCUCAAACAGAGAGCCCGGUGAAAUCGCUUCUUGUGUCAGGUGACAACCUGUUCAGCUCUCACCAAGACGGCGAGAUCCGCGUGUGGCAGAUAAACCAGAGGGAGCAGCGCUGCUACAAGCUGAAAGCAGUUUUGCCGACCUCCAUGGACCGGUUUUUGAGCUUCCUGUCGCCCAAGAACUAUGUGCAGGUCCGCAGACACAAGAAGUGCUCCUGGGUGCACCACGUUGACGCCGUCUCCGGCCUCGCGCUCUCGCACGACGGCGCGCUCCUCUACUCCAUCUCCUGGGACCGAACUCUAAAGGUGUGGCGCACCUCCGGGUUCAGGUGCAUAGAGUCCGUCGCGGGCGCCCACCAGGACGCCAUCAACGCGAUCGCGGUGUCGCGGAACGGCCACGUCUACACGGGCUCGGCCGACGCCAAGAUCAACGUGUGGAGGAGGAGUGGCGAGGAGGGGAAGCACUCGCUGGUGCAGACGCUGGAGCGGCACCGGUCGGCGGUGAACGCGCUGGCGCUGAGCGCCGACGACCGAGUGCUGUACUCGGGAGCGUCCGACCGCUCCGUGGUGGUGUGGGAAGGGGGCAGCGGGGGGAUGGCGGCCACCGGGGAGCUCAGGGGACACAGGAGGGCCAUCCUGUGCCUUGUGGCGGCCGGGGACGUGGUCUGCAGCGGCUCGGCGGAUACGACGGUGAGGGUGUGGAGGAGAGGACGAGAGCAGAAGGGGCGCCACAGCUGCUUGGCCGUAAUGGAAGGCCACGGAGGGCCGGUCAAGAGCUUGGCGAUGGUAGUGCUGGAAAGCAGCAGCAGCAGCAGUAGUAGUACAUGCCUGGUUCUCAGUGGAGGUUUGGACUGUGAUCUAAAGCUGUGGAGACUCUCAGUUCCUUCUCUCUCUUAGGAGGACACCUCCCUGGCUUUGGAAGUACAACUUCUCUUAGAUCGAAGAUGAUACUCCAUCGUCCUCCCCACGGGAUGCUUGACCACGUUCAUGGCCAUGCCUGGCCACAGUCAAAAAAGGGUUUACGGCCAUCUACCAUUGGCUUGGCCACAGUUGAAAGUAAUACUAAUUGAACGAACUGAACCAUUAAGGCCACAUGUUAUCCAGAAACCACGUAACAUAGAUGAUAGGAGAUGAUAAAAUGGCCGAGGUCUAUCACUAUGGUACCUUUUUGAGGAGCAUAUCAACAAGGAUUAGUUGUACUGUCACUUCAUCAUCACUGUGUCACACCCUUCAUGGUUUAUUU
Molecule: messenger RNA, 2948 nt
Organism: Musa acuminata AAA Group (dessert banana)
Lineage: Eukaryota; Viridiplantae; Streptophyta; Magnoliopsida; Zingiberales; Musaceae
Product: protein JINGUBANG-like
Exons: 1
Coding region: 1421-2602 (393 amino acids)
Molecular function (GO): protein binding
Source: RefSeq, a predicted model, not a curated record